AUUUCUAUGACAGAAAACAUCAAUUGAAAGACGGGAAACCAGAAUAUAAUAGUAAUAUACAUAGAGAGAUAAUACACAGAGUGGGGGAUUUCCUUUUACACAGAUCCAAUUACGCCUAUCCUUUCCCUCCAGUCAAGAGUCUUUUGACUCCGUUCGCUGCUCAUUGCCAUGGCGUUUCCAGCAUUCCCGGAACGCCUCCAUCUGUAGAUUGAAACAGGACUAAGUCAGUAUUUAUAUAGCCUUCUAAUGUACUCAGCAUGCAUGUGUUACGAGAUACAGUGGAUGUACUGGAGUUUAAGCUGGGGCGCAUAAAUAAUAGCCUGGCGGGGUUGAGAAAGCGCUCGGCGGCCAAAAAGCCUUGGACGUACUUCUUUUUUACAUGCUCGCCAGUCUCUCUUCUCGUAGUAGCAAUCGUUCAUCUUCAGCUGCUCCGCUGUUGUCCCCAAUGGCCUCUCGUUAGCAUCCCCCCUUGCCGUCUUUAAAAAGGGUCGCCGUCUUACCUGCGCAUCCGGUGCUGAAGAUCCGCUUGUCCCUACAGAAUUGGAUUGGAGCGUUAGCCGACCAGUCCAAAGCGAAGACCUUGUUCCCUGGCCCCAGGAGACGGAGAAGAGAGGGUUCAUACCAUUCAUCAGGUUCAUCAUCGUCCACUGUCUGCGUUACCGGCGGAUUGUUCUCUGAUUUGGACAUUGCGAGGAAGUUUCUUUUGCUGUGGUUGGAGAGAAGUAAAGACUGUGGAGGUUCUGUGGCCGGAGAUCGAUAUAAAACAAAUUGAUUCGUACUUAGAACAAUUUCCCCGCCACGCGGAGGAACCAUCUACUUCACUACUACAAAAUGGCCACCAACCCCGUCCUCCUUUCCAAAAGGUUGAACGUGCUGGUCUACUCCGGUGCGCAAACCUACUCUGAUUGGAAAGGCAAUAUUCUGACCCCCGCUGCUCCAGGAAAUGGAACUACUGUCGAUGCCGUCCGCCACUGCCUCUACUCUUUCCGCCGGCUCCUGUCUGCGAACUACGCCGUGAUCCCCGUCACGGGGGAGAUGAUCGUCAACGAGCCUUGGACUGCUUCCUGCGCGCUGCUGGUAAUGCCCGGUGGCGCGGACCUGCCGUAUUGUCGGACUCUCAACGGAGAAGGUAACCAGAGAAUUGGUCAAUUCGUCCAGCGGGGUGGGGCAUACCUGGGGUUUUGCGCUGGCGGUUACUUUGCCAGCAAACGAUGUGAAUUCGAGGUCGGGAACAAGAAACUGGAAGUUGUCGGUGACAGGGAGCUGGCCUUCUUUCCCGGGACCUGUCGAGGGUGCGCUUUUCCCGGAUUUGUUUACGAUAGUGAGGAUGGUGCUCGAGCCGCGGAGCUCAAGAUAUCAAAAUCUGCACCGGCGUUUGGGUCUGUGCCGGAGGUCUUCAAGGCUUAUUAUAAUGGCGGGGGCGUUUUUGUUGAUGCGCCUAAAUACGCGGACCAGGGUGUAGAGGUUCUUGCAAGUUACACAGAAGAUCUCAGCGUGGAUUCCGGAGAGGGCUCCGCUGCCAUUGUCUACUGUAAGGUGGGCGAGGGGGCAGCAAUUCUAACUGGGGCUCAUCCCGAGUUUGCUGCUUCCAAUCUCGACAGGAAGGCAGAUGGCCCCGAAUAUGAUAAAGUCGUCGAUGCCUUGGCUGCAGACGAUGAAGCGAGGGUGGAGUUUUUGAAGGCUUGUUUGACGAAGUUGGGCCUUCAGGUUACCCAAGACUCAGCCCCUGUGCCAUCGUUAUCCAGACUGCAUCUCUCCUCUCUGAGUCCUCAGGGGGUUGUUGGGCUGCUCUCUGCCCUUCGAGAUAUCAUUACCGUGACUGAUGGAGAGGAGUAUAUCAAAGAUGAUGCGGACACUUUUCAUCUCGAGAAACCAUCGUCCAUGGGCAUGAGAGACCUAGCUGAAUCCCUACCUGCAGAAACUGCGAAAACUGAUCAAGGAGACGAUUCUGACAAAGUUGUCGAUAAUAAUUCUAUUAUUAAAGAAGUAGUUGUCCAUGACGACAUUCCGUCGUCUAAGGCUACCCCUUGCUUCAACCACCACGCAUUCUACGGAAAUCUCAAAGAGUACCGCGCACAGUCGAAAGAGCAUAUUCACGAAUUCGGCUCAAAUAUAUUGUACGGAGAGGUCGUCACGAGCACAAGUACCCUCCUAGAGAAGAACACCCAACUACUACGGAGACUCCCACAUGGGUUCGUGGCUACUGCAACAGUCCAAGUGGCCGGAAGGGGCCGCGGGUCUAACGUCUGGGUCUCGCCAUCCGGUCAACUAAUGUUUUCAGCUGUCGUCAAACAUGCCGUUGAGAAAAUGGCACGUGCUCCCGUGGUGUUUAUACAGUAUAUCGCCGCCAUCGCUAUCGCCCAGGCCAUCAAGAGCUAUGAUAACGGAUACGAAAAUAUGCCAAUAAAGCUGAAAUGGCCAAAUGAUAUCUACGCUCUGGACCCUACCCAACCUGACUCUAAAUCCUACACAAAAAUAACCGGCAUCCUCGUAAACGCCCACUACUCCUCCGCAGAGUACAUCGCCGUCGUCGGCAUCGGCAUAAACGCCCUAAACCCUUCCCCGACCACCUCCCUAAACGCCCUCCUAUCCGCUCUCGAGCAAAAAUCACCCACCAAUAAAAAGCUACCGCCACUUACCCUCGAGAAACUCCUCGCCCGCAUCCUCACCACCUUCGAGUCCUUGUAUACCCGAUUCCUGCGCACGGGCUUCGAUCAGUAUUUCUUCGACUCGUACUACGCAGACUGGCUGCAUAUGGAUCAGAUCGUCACCCUGGAGGCGGAAGGUGGGGUGCGUGCGCGUAUCAAGGGAAUUACGGGUGAUUAUGGCUUACUUGUGGCGGAGGAGUUGGGGUGGGAGGACCGCCCCACGGGAAAGAUGUGGGAGUUGCAGAGUGAUAGUAACAGUUUUGAUUUCUUCAAAGGGUUGAUUAAGAGGAAGGUUUGAGUUGGGUUGGAGGUAAUAUGGGGGGAUGUGAAUAGGAUAUGGGAAUGAGCUAUCCUUGUACUGCAGACGGACGUGGUGGAUGAGCCUCGGUGCGAUUCAGGUAAAUGACUGCCGUGAUACAACCACUUAUGUAGUUACGUGAUGCUUUGAGGGAUUUUUCAUGUUAACCCCCUGUAGCGAGAUGUUGAUCGUUGCGGUUCUAGAUGUAGAGAUACAUAUUAUACUCUCUGUUCCUCGUAAAAAAUGCCUUUCGUCGGAUUUUUAUUCCUUUAUCGCCCCCUUAACAUAGGGGAAUAUAUAUAUGAUGUAUUGACAAAGUGUAUUUUUUCUUAAAAGCUCAAAAGUCUCUCGUAUCAAUUGACCCAUCGCCCUCUUCUCUUUUCCCCAUCUACGUGUGUUCCCUCGAAAAAUACUAGAAGAUGAACCAAUAAUGAAAAC
Molecule: messenger RNA, 3384 nt
Organism: Blastomyces gilchristii SLH14081
Lineage: Eukaryota; Fungi; Ascomycota; Eurotiomycetes; Onygenales; Ajellomycetaceae
Product: biotin holocarboxylase synthetase/biotin-protein ligase
Exons: 4
Coding region: 832-2946 (704 amino acids)
Biological process (GO): protein modification process
Cellular component (GO): cytoplasm
Molecular function (GO): biotin--[biotin carboxyl-carrier protein] ligase activity
Source: RefSeq, a predicted model, not a curated record